GGGGAGGGGCGGGAGCGUGGGAGGGCCGCCGCCGCCGCCUUUGUCCGCAGCAGCAGCGCCGCCGAGAGCCGGGCGGAGGGUCGGGCUGUCAGCGGGCAUCGCUCCCUCCGGCGCGGGCCGCCUCCCUGGGCGCCAGACCCUCCGGUGCCCCCGCCGCUCUGCCCCUCCGGCCCCGCGGCCUGGCUUCCCCUCCCCGGGCCGGCGAGCAGCGAUGCCGGGCGGCGGGCGCGGGGUCCGGCGGGGGAGCCGAGCUCUGUGACGCAGCCGCCGCCGCCGCCGCCGCCGCCACCCCCCCGGCAGCCCCCUCCCCUCGCCGCCCGCCUGCUCCGGACAACUGAUGCUGGCUUGUAGGAACACAAUCACAAAGAUGACAACUGUUGUGGCCUCCUGAGGGCAGGCUGGCUGGCAAGGGGGAUCCGGCCGGCCCCUUGGGGAGAAGGGCUGCUCUCUAGGGCAUCUGCACCACCCAUCGUCCUGUCCUGCCCUCCUCCGGGGUGAGCCGGGAUGCUUUAGCCGCCAGCCACAACUCCGUCAACGUGCCGAGACCCUCCCGCCCGCCCGCGGCCAUGCCACCCCGGCCUUCCUCGGGGGAGCUAUGGGGGCUGCACCUCAUGCCCCCCCGGAUCAUGGUGGACUGCUGCCUGCCCAACGGGAUGGUGGUCACCCUGGAGUGUCUGCGGGAGGCCACCCUCCGCGGCAUCAAGCAGGACCUCUUCAAGGAGGCCAGGAAGUAUCCACUCUUCCACCUGCUGCAGGAGGAAUCGUCCUACAUCUUCGUGGGGGUGACCCAGGAAGCCGAACGGGAGGAGUUCUUUGACGAGUCCCGGCGUCUUUGUGACCUGCGGCUCUUCCAGCCGAUCCUGAAGGUGGUGGAGCCCGUGGGGAACCGGGAGGAGAAGAUCCUCAACCGGGAGAUCGGCUUUGCCAUUGGGAUGCCCAUCUGCGAAUUUGAGCUGGUGAAGGACCCCGAGGUGCAGGAAUUCCGGCGGAACAUUCUCUCCGUUUGCCGAGAAGCCGUGGAGACCAGGGGGUCGGCGGGACCCCAAAGCCAGGCCUUGUACGUCUACCCCCCCAACGUGGAAUCCAGCCCUGACCUGCCCAAACACCUCUAUAGCAAGUUGGACAAAGGUCGGAUCAUAGUGACCAUUUGGGUUAUUGUGUCCCCAAACAACGACAAACAGAAAUACACCCUCAAGACGCCGCACGACGCGCUCCCUGAGCAGGUGAUCGCCGAGGCCAUCCGGAAAAAGACCCGCAGCAUGCACCUCUCACCCGAACAGCUGCGCCUCUGCGUGCAGGAGUACCAGGGCAAGUACCUGCUCAAGGUUUGCGGCUGCGACGAGUAUUUGCUGGAGAAGUACCCCCUCAGUCAGUACAAGUACAUGAGGAACUGCAUCGCCAUCGGCCGCCUGCCCCACCUGAUGCUGAUGAGCAAGGAGAGCCUCUACAGCCAACUGCCGGCCAACGUCUUCGUGCUGCCCUCGUACGCGCGCCGGUCGGCCACCUCCUCGCACGUGAACGGAGAUGUGCCCACCAAGUCCCUCUGGUCGAUCAACAGCCUUCUGCGCAUCAAGAUCCUGUGCGCCACCUACGUGAACGUCAACAUCAGGGACAUCGAUAAGAUUUAUGUCCGGACGGGAAUUUUCCACGGUGGGGAACCCCUUUGUGAUAACGUCAACACUCAGCGGGUGCCGUGCUCCAACCCCCGGUGGAACGAGUGGCUCUCCUACGAUAUCUACCUGACCGACCUGCCGCGUGCAGCUCGCCUUUGCGUCUCCAUUUGCUCCGUCAAGGGCCGGAAGGGGGCCAAGGAGGAGCACUGCCCCCUGGCCUGGGGCAACGUCAACCUCUUUGAUUACAAGGACACCCUGGUGGCCGGGAAGAUGGCCCUUAACCUGUGGCCGGUCCCCCACGGCCUGGAGGACUUGCUGAAUCCCAUCGGGGUCGGGGGCUCCAACCCCAACAAGGAGACCCCGUGCCUUGAGCUGGAAUUCACCUGGUACAGCCACCCGGUUAAAUUUGCCGACGCCGCUGAAAUCGAGGAGCACGCCAAUUGGGCCAUGUCGCGGGAGCUGGGUCUGAACUACUGCAUGGUGGGCUUGAGCAACCGCCUGGCCCGCGACAGCUCCCUGGACGAAAGCGAAUUGGAGCAGCUGCGUAACAUCUGCAACCGAGACCCCCUCUCGGAGAUCACAGAGCAGGAGAAGGACUUCCUUUGGCGUCACCGGCACUACUGCGUCAACCUCCCCGAGACCCUGCCCAAGUUGCUGCUGUCCGUCAAAUGGAAUUCGCGGGAUGAGGUGGCCCAGAUGUACUGCCUCCUCCGGGAAUGGCCCCUGAUCAAACCCGAGCUGUCCAUGGAGUUGCUGGACUGUAACUUCCCUGAUCCGGUCAUCCGGGAGUUUGCGCUGAAGUGCCUGGUCAAAGGACUGACGGAUGACAAGCUCUCCCAGUAUCUCAUCCAACUGGUGCAGGUUCUGAAAUACGAGCAGUACCUGGACAACCCUCUGGCUCGCUUCCUGACCAUGAAAGCCCUGACCAAUCAGAGGAUCGGACAUUUUUACUUCUGGCAUCUCAAGUCGGAAAUGCACAGCAAGCCGAUCUCCCAGCGUUUUGGGCUGAUGCUGGAGGCCUUCUGCCGGGGCUGCGGGAUGUACCUGAAACACCUGAACCGACAGGUGGAAGCCAUGGAGAAGCUCAUCAAUCUGACCGACAUCCUCAAGCAGGAGAAGAAGGAUGAGACCCAGAAGCUCUGUUCCUCUGUUAAGAUGCAGAUGAAGUUCCUGGUGGAGCAGAUGAGGCGGCCGGACUACAUGGAGGCCCUGCAAGGGUUCAUCUGUCCUCUCAACCCCGUCCACCAGUUGGGCAACCUCCGGCUGGAUGAGUGCCGGAUCAUGUCCUCGGCCAAGCGUCCCUUGUGGCUCAACUGGGAGAAUCCGGACAUCAUGUCCGAACUGCUCUUCACGAACCACGAGAUCAUCUUUAAGAACGGGGACGAUCUCCGACAGGACAUGCUGACUCUGCAGAUCAUCCGGAUCAUGGAGAGCAUGUGGCAGAACCAAGGACUGGAUCUCCGGAUGCUGCCCUACGGCUGCCUGUCCAUCGGGGACUGCGUGGGGCUCAUCGAAGUGGUCAAGAGUUCCUACACUAUCAUGCAGAUCCAGUGCAAGGGCGGCCUGAAGGGGGCGCUCCAGUUCAACAGCAACGCCCUGCACCAUUGGCUGAAGGACAAGAACAAGGGUGAAGGGUACGAUGCGGCCAUCGACCUCUUCACGCGCUCUUGUGCCGGCUACUGCGUGGCCACCUUCAUCCUGGGCAUCGGGGACCGUCACAACAGCAACAUCAUGGUCAAGGAUGAUGGGCAGCUCUUCCACAUCGACUUUGGACACUUCCUGGACCACAAGAAGAAGAAGUUUGGGUACAAACGUGAGCGGGUGCCCUUCGUCCUCACCCAGGACUUCCUCAUCGUCAUCAGCAAAGGCGUGCAGGAGUGUACCAAGACCAAAGAAUUCGAGAGGUUCCAAGAGGUGUGCUACAAGGCCUACCUGACCAUCCGCCAGCACGCCAACCUGCUCAUCAAUCUCUUCUCCAUGAUGCUGGGCAGUGGGCUCCCGGAGCUACAGUCCUUCGACGACGUGGCCUACCUGCGGAAGACCCUGGCGCUGGACAAGACGGAGCAGGAGGCCCUGGAGUACUUCACCAAGCAGAUGAACGAGGCCCACCACGGCGGAUGGACCACCAAGAUGGACUGGAUCUUCCACACCAUCCGGCAUAUGCCGCUCAGCGAGGCCAGCCACGACUGAGGGACCCGCCGGGAGGAGGGUUGCGUGAGCCCUCGCUCAAGCAGGGCCACCCGCUUGAUUUAGCCGAGACCCUCGUGGUCCGUGUCUUCUCUUGGGACCAGCCGAGAAGAUCUGGAGAAGGUCACUGGAGGGGAUCUCAGGACUCGGCCCUCCACUUCCUCUCCGAGCCCCACGGGAGAGCGGGAAAGACCCUCUCCCCGUUGGCAUCGCGGCCCCCUUCGGUUCAACCCAAGAGAUCACCCUCUGCUCAGCCAGAGACCCUUCCUCUCCCCUCCGCUGAAGCUUCCUGGGAGGGAGGGGGCUGCGGGGAGGAAGGAAGGUCGGGGAGCAAUCAAAAGACAAGGGUAAUACUUGAAAACGUCUGGAGUCAGAAAAGGAAAAAAAAAAUCAUAAUUAUUUUCUCUCUCUCUCUUUUUUCAAAUAAAAAUUUAAAAAAAAAACACCAUGUUUGCAUUUAUACCAGCCUCUAGAGCAGGGCUC
This is a messenger RNA of Ahaetulla prasina, 4283 nucleotides long. RefSeq names its product phosphatidylinositol 4,5-bisphosphate 3-kinase catalytic subunit alpha isoform-like. Gene Ontology annotation, biological process: cell migration; phosphatidylinositol 3-kinase/protein kinase B signal transduction; phosphatidylinositol-mediated signaling. Gene Ontology annotation, cellular component: cytoplasm; plasma membrane; phosphatidylinositol 3-kinase complex, class IA. The transcript has 23 exons. Bases 567 to 3803 code for a protein of 1078 amino acids. Lineage: Eukaryota; Metazoa; Chordata; Lepidosauria; Squamata; Colubridae. The record is from RefSeq and is a predicted model, not a curated record. Gene Ontology annotation, molecular function: 1-phosphatidylinositol-3-kinase activity; 1-phosphatidylinositol-4-phosphate 3-kinase activity.